UUCAUGCCUGCGCGGAAAGGGAGCCGCGUGCUUCGUCGCUUCCUUGUGCGGGAGGAAGAAGAUGCAGGAGAUGCGCAGAGCGGGGUGGGGGGAGCCAAAGCAAGGCUGCAGAAGAGAGGAAGGGGGGAAGGAAAGGUCGACCGCUUACUACCGGAUGAUGAUGCUGAUGCUGGUGAACUGAGAAAGGACAUCCCUGAAAUAAAUUCAGCUGCUGGACUCACCCUCUUCCAGGGGGAUAUUGUACUGCCUAGAAGCCGUAGUGCGAUCAAAGAUGAGGCUUACCGAUGGCAGUUCCCUAUUCCAUUCAUUCUGGGUGACAGCCUUGAUCUGAAUGCCAAAGGGGUAAUUCUUAGAACACUUGAAGGAUUCCAGUUAAAAUCCUGUGUGGAUUUCAAACCAUAUAAUGGGGAGCAGUCAUAUAUAAUAUUUCAGAAGUUAAAAGGAUGUUGGUCUAAAAUUGGAGAUGUAAAAGGAGGCCAGAACCUUUCUGUUGGUGCAGGAUGUGACACCAAAGGCAUCAUAUCUCAUGAGAUCUUACAUGCUUUGGGACGUAUCCAUGAGCAGACACGGGCAGACCGAGAUGAUUAUGUCGAGAUCUGGUGGGAUCACGUGCUUCCAGAUCAAGAGUACAACUUUAAGAAAGCGGAUGAUGACGAUAUAACAGACUUUAAUACUCCUUAUGAUUACGAGUCCAUCAUGCACUAUGGUCCAUCUUCAUUUAGUAAAAAUGAAAGCUUAAAAACAAUUACUACGAAAAUACCAGAAUUUAAUAACAUUAUUGGCCAGCGCUUGGAUUUCAGCGCUUCUGACCUGGAAAGACUCAAUCAAAUGUACAACUGCACGAGAACUGUCACCCUUUUGGACCAAUGUGAUUUUGAAUCAGCUGAUAUAUGUGGCCUGGUUGAGAAAACCAGGGGAGAUACCAACUGGAUUCGUAAGAAGAGUGGCCAAGACCAUACCCUCUCUGGACGCUGCAAAGAUGCCGGCUAUUUCAUGUACUUUAACACCAGUUUUGGGAAGAGAGGCGAAACAGCGAUUUUAGAAUCCCGCAUUCUGUACCCAAAGAGGAGAAACCAGUGUCUCCAGUUCUUCUUCAAAAUGACAGGAAGCCUCUGGGACAGGCUUUUCAUCCAGGUGGUCAAGGAUGACGGCACCGGAGAAGUCCGCAGGCUGGUUAAAGCCAAAACAUUUCAAGGAGACAGCGACCAUAACUGGAAAAUUGCCCAUGUGACUCUGAAAAAUAAAAAAAAAUUCAGGUAUCUCUUCCAUGGCCUAAAAGGCAAUCCUGAUGACUCAUCUGGAGGAAUUUUCAUUGAUGACAUCACCCUGAGUGAAACGCGGUGCCCCAGUGCUGUCUGGCUUAUUCGCAACUUCUCUCAUCUUCUUAGAACUGCCCCCGAAGACUAUGCCAUGCUCAGUCCCCGGUUUUAUAGCUCUGAAGGCUAUGGUUUUGGCAUAACGUUGUAUCCCAGAGGCCAGAGUGAUUCUGCUUCGGCAAACUACACAAGGAUUUCUUUUCACCUGGCUAGUGGAGAAAACGAUGGUGUCCUCGAGUGGCCAGCUCUGAACAGGCAGGUGACCAUCAAGGUGCUAGACCAGCAUACCAAUAUCAAGGAAAGGAGGUCCAUCGAGAGGAGUUUCACAACAGAUGAAUCACAGGUUCUGCCAGAAAAAAAUGAUUCUUCCCGAUGGGGAAAGCCUUCUCUUCUGGGGAAAUUUGAUACUUCAUGCAAAUGCAGCCGGAGCAUAGAUCGAGGAUGGAGCAAAUUUGUGUCCCAUGCACACCUAAGAGGAAGGAGUUAUCUGAAAAAUGAUGAUCUUAUUAUCUUUGCAGAGUUUGACGAUUUAACACAUCUCAAGAAGACGGAACACGUUUUCCCAGAAAAACGGCCUGUGGAACAGAAUGACUCCCUGGAACGGAAAAAAAGAUCAGCCUCUCUGGAAGACUGGCAGUCCUACCUGAGAGAACAGUGUGACCCAAAUCCGUGCCAAAAUGAUGGCAUUUGUGAAAAACUAAAAGGAAAAACAAGCUGCAGGUGUGCUACAAGCUACCUCUUCUUCUACACAGGAGUGAGAUGCCAGGUGACACAUGUCCAUUGGAACACCCUUGGUCUGUUAGCUGCUGGAGCUGUAGCACUAACCAUAGUUACGAUUUCCUUAUUAGUUAGGCAAUAGUCUUCCUUUUUCCAGAGUGUAGUUUUACAGUGAUUUCAUACUUUCCGUGAAUGUUGUUGUAAUUCCAACUCACCUGAACUCGAUCAUCUGAAUUAUGUGAAAGUGAUAACAUGAUCACCUCCUGUCACCUCAGUCAUGUGCUCCAAAACUGGAGGCCAAACAGGGAGGUGAUAGAAGGUCCCGACUCCUUGUCUUGGUUCAACUUGACAUAACAGAUAACUGCCCUUAGAAUCUCAAUGGAGCAUUAAACAUGACUAUGGCCUCUGCUGGAGUUCUGUUGAUUUCAUUGUGCAAGCAGAGUCUGUGGAGAUGCGAGCAGAUAUUAUGUGCCUGGUUUAGAAGGCGGAGGAGACCUCUUCAAAGUUGGCUUUGCAUUCUUAGAGCGUUUGCACUGUGCAGUUCUAUUCCAGGCAUAAGAAUGUUGCAGUAUCCUUUCUCCUUUCCUCCUAAAAUGCUUUGCUGUUGGUUUUUAUGGGUGUGUAGUCCUCAGCACCAAAGACAAUGGGGAAAGGUUACUUGUAAAUUACUGUUAACUCCAGAUUAAAGUUGUGACACAA
Molecule: messenger RNA, 2732 nt
Organism: Podarcis raffonei (Aeolian wall lizard)
Lineage: Eukaryota; Metazoa; Chordata; Lepidosauria; Squamata; Lacertidae
Gene: MEP1A
Product: meprin A subunit alpha
Exons: 14
Coding region: 4-2175 (723 amino acids)
Biological process (GO): proteolysis
Cellular component (GO): membrane
Molecular function (GO): protein binding; zinc ion binding; metalloendopeptidase activity
Source: RefSeq, a predicted model, not a curated record